UUCAUAGCCAUCACCACAAACUGUGUAUUUCAAAUUCUUUCCGACUGUGAAGUACAAAGCAGCCCUAUGAAAACAGUGGGAAAUCCUAAAAGCAUACCCCUAAGGGAACGGUCUGCGCCAAAACAACAACAACAGCAACUACGCACGUGUAGGUUCCCGAUCAGCUGAUGAAGUAAACAACUUCUCUUCCCACAACUUGUAGAUAAUGAGAUAGUAGAAAUUAAGCCAUUUCUACCUGCUGGAACGGCUUUUCCGGUGGUAUUUACUAUAAUUUGGCCCGAGGAACCUUUAAACUAGUGCAGUAAGAUAUAGAAAGACAGAUAAAGAUUGACAAGAUGUAGGGACACAUGCAGAUCAGAUUGGAGUUAUGUAUAGACUUCAUUUUUUCAUCACAUUGUCUUAAGAUGCUGUUGCUAGGCAGCCUCCUACUGGCAGUGAUAUGGUGAUUUCACAUUUUCUUUUCAAGGAAAUUUUGUUGUUACAUAGAAUGACCCAACCAUGUUACGAAUAGCAGUAAGAACAUGUACAAAUUUUCCAAACCAAUGGCAAUACGCAACAAGGAGGUGGAUCCACACCUCCAGAGUUAUGCGAUCUGUUGUUCCAGUGUUUCGACGAGCUGAACAGUACCAUGAUAAUGUAGCAUUAACCGACCAGCAUGGUGAACAUACCUAUAGUCAGAUUUAUAGGUUCAGUGGGCACCUGGCUCGCCUAAUGCAGGAUGUCCUAGGAAGAGACAGAGUACAAGAGAGAGUAGCUUUCCUGUGCCCCAACGACGUAUCUUAUGUCAUUGCUCAGUGGGGAACAUGGAUGGCAGGUCACAUUGCUGUUCCUCUGUGCCCAAAACACCCACAUCCACAGUUAGAAUAUGUUGUGAAGGACAGUCAGGCAUCGGCUAUCAUUACCACUUCUGAUUUAGCACACAAGAUCAAGCCAAUUCUCUCAGGACAACAGGUUAUAGUCUUAGAAGAGUAUUUUUAUAAGCAGUCCCCAGUUAGCAAAGAAAAUGAAGACAGUCCAGAUGCAAGCCCUGAGUCCAUAGGAGACGAGAGUUCAACAGCACAGUGGUAUGGCUUGGACAAUGAAUUUUACUCCUUGAGUGAUGCCAUGAUUCUGUACACAAGUGGCACUACAGGACCCCCCAAAGGUGUUGUUUUGAGUCACAAGAACGUAGCUUCACAGACAAGUUGCCUAAUCCAGGCAUGGCGGUGGACCUCUAGUGAUUCCAUCCUGCACUGCUUGCCGCUCCAUCAUACCCAUGGCAUUGUCAAUGCUCUUUUAUGCCCACUACACGUUGGUGCCAGAGUUGUCAUGCUACCAGAGUUUUCUGCAUCAAAAGUUUGGAGUCACUUGCUUUCCUUGGAUACCCCAGUCAUGUCACGAGUGAACCUCUUCAUGGCUGUGCCCACAAUAUACGCGAAACUGAUUGAGGAAUAUGAAGAUAAAUUAGUCAAGAAUACUAGGAUGAUCGAGUAUGUGAAGGCUGUGUGUAUGCAGAAUAUCAGGCUCAUGGUUAGUGGCUCUGCAGCACUGCCUGUGCCCAUCCUGGACCGGUGGAAGGCCAUCACGGGCCAUACGCUCCUUGAACGCUAUGGGAUGACAGAAAUAGGAAUGGCUCUCUCUAACCCCUUAAAAGGAACUAGAAUACCAGGUUGUGUUGGAACACCACUUCCGGGAGUGGAAGUAAGGAUUGCAAAGUUCAUUCCUGGGAAGGAGGAGUAUGAGGUUCUUUGUGCUGGGAACAACCAGGGAACCAAGGUCUUCACUGAUGGGGAGGCUGGUGAGCUGCUGGUAAGAGGCCCUAAUGUGUUUAAGGAGUACUGGAAUAAACCUGAGGCUACAAAGAAGGAAUUUACUCAUGAUAAAUGGUUCAGGACAGGGGAUACUGCACAGUACAUAGAUGGAGCUUACAAGAUCUUGGGGCGGACAAGUGUUGACAUCAUCAAGAGUGGGGGUUUUAAGAUCUCAGCCCUUGAUGUGGAGCAGCACCUCUUGGAUCAUCCACAUAUUACUGAAGUGGCUGUCGUUGGGCUUCCAGAUAUCACGUGGGGACAAAAGGUCGCAGCUGUCAUUGUAUGGCAGAAGAAGGAGCCCCUAGACCUGGUAAAGCUUCGGAAUUGGGCACGAGAAAGGAUGCCCCACUAUCAGGUACCAUCUGUGGCGAUAACCAUAUCAGAACCCCUGCCACGCAAUAAUAUGGGAAAGGUCAAUAAGAAGCAGAUUGUGAUGGAUUUCUUCCCAGAUAGCAUGAACCAGCAGUGAUCUGCCAUGUUGUAUAGAGGGUGUGGAUGAGAGCUG
Molecule: messenger RNA, 2295 nt
Organism: Penaeus vannamei (Pacific white shrimp)
Lineage: Eukaryota; Metazoa; Arthropoda; Malacostraca; Decapoda; Penaeidae
Gene: Acsf3
Product: Acyl-CoA synthetase family member 3
Biological process (GO): fatty acid metabolic process
Molecular function (GO): medium-chain fatty acid-CoA ligase activity
Source: RefSeq, a predicted model, not a curated record